UCGAACACAGAACCACAUGCAUCCAAGCGGAGCCAAAGCUCAGAUCUUUCCUCCACUGAGCUCCGCCUGCUCGGCGCUUUGAUUGACAGCCCACCCGACCAAUCUGCUCACAGAGGAUGCACGUCAGGGGAGGGAAGUGGGAGGAGCAGUCCUCGGAUACGCGUGCGUACUGUGCUUGCUCACGUAAUGGGAGCGCUGCGAGUUUGGUGUUGGGCUUCUGGGGUCUGGCGGCCGGGCCUGGGGACCUGCGCACGGCCGAGGGAUGCAAGCUUCGGCACCGAGGCCCGGCGUCGGCCUAAACCUCAAGGCUCCAGCAAGCGCAAGGACCGGGUCGAAGACCAGCCCUUCCCGGGGCUGCUGCGGACAGAGAACCUCAGCCAGGAGAAGCUAGCUGACGUGCUGAGGGCAGCUGUAGUGGAUCAGAAAGGGAGACCGGGAGAGCUGACGUUGCUGUCUGUGCUGCCACAGCUGAGCCAGGCCCUGGGGCUCGGACAUCAGACGCUCCAGGUUGUGCGGGCACCUGGAAAGGAGGCUUCUGGGCUUGUACUCCUCUCCAGCUGUCCCCAAACAGCAAGCCACCUGCAGAAGUUCUUCGCCUACUCAAGGAGAGCCCAGAGGCCCACAGCCACCUACUGUGCCGUCACUGAUGGCAUCCCUGAGCCUUCUGAGGGGUCAGUCCACGUGGCUCUGAAGCUGGAACGCAUGGAUGGCAUCGAUCUUGCAAUCCCAGUGAAGUCCCCAUCUCGAAAGGACAUCCUGGAAGGUGUCAAGAGGACCCUCAGCCAUUUCCAAGUGGUGGCCACGGGCUGUGGCUGUGCCCUGGUCCAGCUGCAGCCACUGUCAGUUUUCCCCAGUCAGCUGCAGGUACACAUGGUUCUGCAGCUCUGCCCAAUUCUCGGAGACCACACCUACGCAGCGCGAGUAGGCACCGUUCUGGGCCAGCGCUUUCUGUGGCCAGCCGAGACUACCAAGCCCCAGGGACAGGUCCUGGAUGAAGCCCUGCUCAGACACCUCCACCUGAGUCCUUCCCAGGUGGCCCAGCAGCCCUUGCAUCUGCACCUGCACCGCCUCCUCCUCCCGGGCACCAGAUCCAGGGAUCCCCCCAGUGAACUUCUGGCACCCCUGCCCCCUUACUUCUCUCGGACCCUGCAGUGCCUGCGGCUCUCCCAACAAUUAAUAGGCUGUCUCUGACCCCCGGUUGGAAAUGGAAAUAGAAAGUAGAAGGGCUGUGGCCCAGCUCAAGGACAGUGGGACAGUGAGGUUGGUGCUGAGUACAGUCAAGGUCCUGGGCUCCUUGGUCUGACAAACCUAAGAUCAAAUCCCAGUGAGGCCACUUGCUUGCUGUGUGGCUUUGGGCAAUUUGAGUUCUCUCUGGACUUAAAAUAAUAAAAGUUCUACCUCA
This is a messenger RNA of Psammomys obesus (fat sand rat), 1402 nucleotides long. RefSeq names its product RNA pseudouridine synthase D3 (gene Rpusd3). Bases 187 to 1191 code for a protein of 334 amino acids. The record is from RefSeq and is a predicted model, not a curated record. Gene Ontology annotation, biological process: pseudouridine synthesis. The transcript is spliced from 9 exons. NCBI's taxonomy places the organism in Eukaryota, Metazoa, Chordata, Mammalia, Rodentia, Muridae. Gene Ontology annotation, molecular function: RNA binding; pseudouridine synthase activity.